Messenger RNA from Danio aesculapii, 1147 nucleotides. It is a transcript of the gene tmem179aa, whose product is annotated as transmembrane protein 179a, genome duplicate A. The record is from RefSeq and is a predicted model, not a curated record. Bases 10 to 708 code for a protein of 232 amino acids. The transcript is spliced from 4 exons. Lineage: Eukaryota; Metazoa; Chordata; Actinopteri; Cypriniformes; Danionidae.
CCGGGAACGAUGGCCGUCGAUAAUUUUCUCUUCGGCCAGUGCAUCCUUUACUUUUUAGCAUUUCUUUUCGGUUUUAUCGCCGUAGUGCCGCUCUCUGAAAACGGCGAUGACUUCCAGGGCAAAUGUCUGCUGUUUACUGAGGGAAUUUGGCAAAAUGAGAACAUGACGAUGGGGAAACAGCGCUUUAUAGUUGAAGAAUGGGGACCAGAGUCAUCCUGUCGCUUCAUCACUUUCGUGGGCAUCGUGUCUCUCAUCCUCUCAGCCGUGCAGGCGUGGCGGACCUUUUUCUUCCUCUGCAAAGGCCACGACGACUCUCUCUUCCAUUCUUUCUUGAACCUCCUCCUGUCUCUCUUGGUGUUAUUUGUGGUGUUUGUGGCCGGUACAAUCUCCAGCGUUGGGUUCAGUAUAUGGUGUGAUUCUGUCACUGAGAAUGGAGCAAUGCCUAGCAGCUGUGAAGAUCUACAGGACACAGAUUUAGAGCUUGGUGUUGACAACUCAUCUUUUUAUGACCAGUUUGCUAUUGCUCAGUUUGGCCUGUGGUCGGCCUGGUUAUGCUGGCUAGGUCUAACAGUGCUGGCCUUCCUAAAGGUUUACCAUAACCACCGACAGCAGGAGCUGCUAGAGAGUCUAGUUCAAGAGAAGGAGCUUCUGCUUGGUCAUCCUUUACAGAGGAGUUCUUAUGCGUACAACAGAAAUGCCAUGAUUUAGUCCAACAUUUACAGUAAUCCAUUUGCACUGCAUGAACCACUUUCUGAGAGCAGAAUUAAGCCAUCAACAUAUUUUUAUAAAUAGCAUACAUCACAGAUUAGAUUAAGUCUUUAGAGUCAUUACAAGCUAUGUUCAUUUAUAUACUGGUCAUGGAGCAGGGUUAAAAUAUUUCUCUUCAGACAUUUCAUCAAGCUGUACAUGUUCAUAUUCACUCUCAUUUUCACAGUAUUAAGGCAUAAGAAGACUGAUAUAUUGUGUUGUAUCUUUUAAGAAACCAGCUGUGCAUUUAUUAGGCUCAGUAAAGCGUUAUGAGGACACACUUUUAACAGAUGUCACAGUUUCAUUAAGUUCAUUUAGACGCGACAUAAAAAGUCUGCUACAGAUACAAACUGUACUGCAUUUAUUGUACAUUUGAAAUAAAGCUGAAUAAUUGCUCUUA